Molecule: messenger RNA, 1557 nt
Organism: Fusarium sp. VM40
Lineage: Eukaryota; Fungi; Ascomycota; Sordariomycetes; Hypocreales; Nectriaceae
Source: the annotation of a GenBank genome assembly
AUGGAAGGAAAUCCAGAAACCGAACCCGUGCGAGGGGAUCAACCCCUCGAAGCGGAAGCACAGGCUCCUGCAAAUAUUGAACCUCAAGGACAGCAAAAUCAAUCAGAAGCGACGAAUGAAGCUCCAGCCAAGGACACAGCCGAGGACACAGCCAAUGCUAACGUCAAAUCUUGGAUCGAAGCCCAAAGCGAGACCCAACCUCAGCAGCCUCAGCCCGAACCUCCAACUGAUGAUGCAUCUACAGAGGUCGACGAUGCUGUAGGUGAAUUGCCCCGCGUCGAAAAUGAGGCCAGUACAGUGCUUGGCCUGACUGGCACAACAGCUGGAAGCGCUUCGACCACAACAUCAGUUCCAGGUACAGACGUCCCGGCACAGGCGCCAGCAACAAGCGCCGAAGCUGGAGUUGGAAUUGGAGUUGGAGCUGGCCCGGCUUUGAUAACUCCACGCGGGCGGGCUGCAUCAGCCUCCACUGGAAGCCCCUCCACCACAGCCCAUGGCCAUGUCCCUCAAUUUGUCGCUCCGUCAUCCUACCUCCGACGCAGGACUUCUAUCCGGAGCCCAAUGGCGCCCACCGAGCCAAAACCUCUCAGUCCUUUGGACAAAGAUCAGUUGCAAGGUCUAAAUGCCAUUCGCGAUUUCCUCAAAGUUCGCACCAGCUACGAUGUUCUACCUCUCUCGUUCCGACUCAUCGUCCUCGAUACCGACCUCCUCAUCAAGAAGGCCAUCAAUAUCCUAACCCAGAACUCAAUCGUGUCAGCUCCUCUUUGGAAUUCAAAAACCUCCCGGUUUGGAGGUAUUCUUACGAGCACAGACUUUAUCAAUGUGAUUCAGUACUAUUGGCAGUUUCCUGAUGAGUUCAGCAAACUGGAUCAAUUCCGCCUGAGCAGUCUAAGAGAUAUCGAGAGAGCGAUUGGCGCAAUACCUAUCGAGACGGUUUCGGUUCACCCUUCGAAGCCGCUAUACGAGGCCUGCCGACGCAUGCUCAAGACUCGCGCUCGAAGAAUCCCACUUAUCGACGUUGAUAGUGAAACCAAUAAGGAAAUGGUUGUUUCCGUCAUCACUCAAUAUCGUAUCCUCAAGUUUAUCGCCGUCAACAACGAACAUAACACGGUACUGCUGAAGAAGACGGUUCGAGAUAUCGGUCUUGGUACAUAUACGGGCAUAGCUACAGCAUCGAUGCACAGCGCCGUAUUAGAAGUGGUUCAUUUGAUGGUUAAGCACAACAUCAGCUGUGUUCCGAUUAUCGACUCACAUGGUCGGGUGCUGAACGUAUUCGAGGCGGUUGAUGUUAUUCCCUGUAUCAGAGGAGGCGCGUAUGAGGAACUGGACGGAUCCGUCGGCGAUGCCCUUUGCAGGCGAUCCGAUGAGAGCCCUGGCAUUUACACAUGCACCGAAGGCGAUCGCCUGGAUUCUAUAUUCGACACUGUCCGAAAGAGUAGGGUUCAUCGUCUGAUAGUGGUUGACGAUGAUAACAAGCUCAAGGGCAUCAUCUCUCUCUCAGACAUCCUCAAAUAUGUCUUGCUGUAUGGAGUGGAGGACACAAGCAACUGGGCUUGA